AUGAAUAUUCUGACUAUAACUUUUCCUGUUAAUCUACUGUACCAUAUCACACAUUUGUUAUGUAUUAUUAGUCCUCCAAUUAAUCCUAUCGCAACUCUAAAAAAUGGAAAAAACACAUCAUUUUCAUUUGUUUCACCGCAAUUUAACACUGUUUCCAGUAAGGAAGACUGCUCAUUAUAUCGCAAUAAUAAACUCUCUUCGAGAGAUUCGAGAGUAUCGUACGUGGCCGAGGAACGGUUUUAUAAAAUGAUAACCGACAAGUACUCGGAAGUGGAUAAGUUGAUAGAAGGUCACAGUGAUCCCAACGACAAUCUACAGCUCCGUUUAAACUUCCUACAAUGUACUUCUAAUUUGAAGCUGUCGGACAUGCUCAGAAGAAACAGUAAUCAAAAACAUCACAAACUAUCAGUGAUAGCGGAUAUGAAGAGGAGAACGCCGACACACAAUCCGACCUGUGAUAAUAAUGUCUUGUCGUACUCGAACGCAGGGGAAGUGGGCCUGAGUAUGGCGUCAGUCGGGUUUGACAUAAUCUUUGUCAACACGGACGAGGUUAACUACGGAGGGCACAUUAACGACCUAUAUAAGACGUUUUUGGAGUUGAGGAAGUUAGGAAGGAGGGAGAGGCCAGCUAUAGUUAUGAAAGAUAUCAUACUACACCCAAUCCAGAUUGCACAAGCAGCUGAGUUGAGAGCAGAUGGAGUGAUAUUGAACGCAGCAAUUCUGGGAAAGGUCCUGGGAGAUCUUUUAGGCACCUGCGUUACAAUGGGAAUAGAGGCAAUAGCAGAGGUGCAUACGGUGGCCGAAGCACUAAAGUCAAUAGACAUGGGAUUUACACACAUCAUGGUAAACCAAUGGGACAGAAUAAAGAAUGUUUUAUAUCCGACCAGAGCACUAGAAGUUAAGGAGGCACUGCCAGAAAAUGUGACAGCAAUAGCAGCUGGAGGAAUCAUGACAAUGGAUCAAGUGCAUCAGUUGGCGCUUGCAGGAUACGACGCAAUAGUACUGGGAAGGAGACUGAUAUACCCGGAUGUACCGGAUUUUAUGAAGCAGGUCAAAGGGUGGAAGGGGCCCUCAAAACCGAUUUUGAAAAUAAGCAAGAGUCAGUUCUUCGACUACACCGAGGCCGAGGACGGAAGAGUCAACAUUACCCUAAAGAAGAACCACCUGGCACUAUUGAACGAAAUGAACUACUUCUACUUCGGAAAAGGAAGCGACGUCAACAUAUCAGACGAACUGGAGGAAAUAAAUAAGAUAGAAGAAUACAAAAUAGAUUACGAAAAGGAGCUGACUGAAGAACAAAAGUCAAGAGAGAUCAUAAUCAACAUGGGAACGCCAAGAGAAGAUUCGAAGGUGAAGGUGAGUAACAUAGCGACGACAGUGGAAGGACAGGAGGAAAACUUCGACAUAAACAUACACAACCACAACAAAAGAGGAGAAAUGUUCAAGCUGAAGUGGUUCGUGGAAAAGAAGAAGUGGUUAAAGCAGAACAAACACCUAUACAAAAGCGACCAGGAAGCGUCGGACGCAUACGAUCUGAAGAAGGCAAUCGAGAUGUACAACCACUACAGAUACAUAGCGAAGCCAAGAUUUGUCGGAGUGCUGUCGGACGAGGAGAUCGCGGAAACGGAAAGGGCUCUGCUGAAAAACGUGAAAAUGAAGUACGAAGCGGCCCCUAAGGUGGACGGGAAGGUGAACCUGGACUUUGAGAGCCUCACAACGCCAACUACACACGAGUGA
Messenger RNA from Theileria orientalis strain Shintoku, 1737 nucleotides. Its product is annotated as anthranilate synthase component II. Gene Ontology annotation, biological process: L-tryptophan biosynthetic process. The record is from RefSeq and is a predicted model, not a curated record. Gene Ontology annotation, molecular function: indole-3-glycerol-phosphate synthase activity; phosphoribosylanthranilate isomerase activity. Lineage: Eukaryota; Apicomplexa; Aconoidasida; Piroplasmida; Theileriidae. The coding region runs from base 1 to 1737 and encodes 578 amino acids. The transcript has 6 exons.